Messenger RNA from Clupea harengus (Atlantic herring), 2037 nucleotides. RefSeq names its product refilin B (gene rflnb). Lineage: Eukaryota; Metazoa; Chordata; Actinopteri; Clupeiformes; Clupeidae. The record is from RefSeq and is a predicted model, not a curated record. Gene Ontology annotation, cellular component: actin filament bundle. Gene Ontology annotation, biological process: actin filament bundle organization; negative regulation of bone mineralization involved in bone maturation; skeletal system morphogenesis. Gene Ontology annotation, molecular function: filamin binding.
UGUAAAACAAUGAACGCCUUUGAGAAAAGGCAAGUUUGAAGGCAGGCGGGCGAAUGGUGCCUUCUUCGGUGACACGAAGCUGCAGAUACUCAACUUCAUAGCAUUCAGGAUUUACAAUUAUUUGAGGCUGGAUUCGGAGAAGACGGGUGCCUGACCACGAUAUUACUCUAAACGACGCAAAGGACAAACCAAAAACCGUCUUUACUCAUAUUUCAAACGGACUAUACGGCUGACGACUGUGUAGACGACAUUGCCAAGCAGCAGAGGUAGUUACAAGCGAUGGUGGGUAGACUCAAUCUACAGAAUGUGUCUGACGACGAUCCUUUGGAUAUGAACUACAAAGCUGAGCGGGCACUUGACAGUCCGGACUCCGGACUGCCUCCAAGUCCCAGUCCAAGUCCCUGGUUACUGCCUGCCGGCGGCGAGAGAGGCUCUGGGAGUUUGGCUUCAGAGGACGAGGGCAAAGGGUCAUCGGCGGCUUGCAUUAAAAACGUCAAAUGUAGGCCUAUUCACCAACGGUGCCCAUUAUCCUAUGGAGAAGGAAUUGAGCUUGACCCACUGCCACCAAAAGAAAUAAGAUACACAUCCUCAGUGCGCUACGACUCUGAGCGGCACUUCAUCCACGACGUCUCCAUGCAGCCCCGGGGCCUGGGUCUGGACCAGUGCAGCCAGACUGUCUUCGCGUUGCCCAACUGUACCUGGCGGCGCUACAAAACCCAGCUGGAGCUUCAGCCUCGGCAGCGGGUGCAGCGCUACCAGAGCACCACCAUCGUGUACCCCAAACACGCCCGCACCAUCUACACCACCCAGCUGAGCUAUGACGGAAGGAGGCUGGCCAAGCGCUUCCUCUCCAGUGUCGAGCUGGAGGCGUCCGACAGCAGAGCUACCCAGUGAGAGAGAGAGAGAGAGCUCAGCAUGUCUCCAAGGAAAGGGUGCCCCAGAUAUCUAGGUUGUCAGUUGCCUGUUUCCUCCUCAAGACUUUGGGCAGUUUUAAAUGAGAAACCCUGUACCAAGAUGAUCCAAGCACCGAGCUGCCAACAGUUUUGACUUUGCCAUGUGGCAUUUCAACAAUUUUAGCAAAGAGUUCACAUAGAAGUUGAGGUGUGGCUAAUGAAGUUUUGAGUUUAGCUGAAUGGGGGAAGUGAAAGUGGUGAUUGUAGAUUUUCUGCAUUUUUAAAGACUUUGUUUUAAAGGUUUUAUGUUGGACUGCAAUUGAAGAGAAUCAAACCAUGGACUAUGAGAGGUUAAUAUUGCAAGAGCAUGGCUUCAUCUCUCCUUGUUCAGUCAUUUGCAGUUGCUCACUGAAAUGCUCAUCAUUUCACCUGGUCUGUUCUCACUUUAUACUGUAAUAUAAACCAGUAGUGGGGUUUCCACUGUUAUGGGGCCUAUCACUAAUUAGGGGAUAUUUACAGUCACAGGUCGAUCGAUUACAGAGGUCAAAAUGACUUGCCUAGAUUACAGGGUAUUAUUGGGUAUUUUUGCACACUGGUAUGGGAAAUCUUUUUUGUAUGUUUGGAUAGUGAGUGCUACAGGCGAACCCCACUCCAGUCUAGAAGAGACUCUGCAUUCGUACUACUGUAACUAUUGAUCUGGAUGUACCUAAGCCACUGCUUUUACAUUUGGAUUCGUAGGCUGUGUAGUGUAGCAACCUGCCUGUGGUGCAAUGGUGAAGUUCUCAUGCUGAUGUUGCAAAAGAGGUUGUGACAGGUUUCAAGCAAGUUCGAUUGGAGAUUUUGGAUUUAAGUCAUUUGCAUAGUACUUAACUGUUUUUGAUCAUUGGUAAGCCAAGCUGCGUUCAGUCUGUGCCGUCACUUGUGUUUGUGCUUUUGUAUUUAUUGUAUUGUUUGUCAGCACCAUUCUUCUAUUGCAGACAUCUACACUGAUGGGGAUUGGGUGGACUCACUUAAAGCUUAAAUUGUUCCACAAGAUUUCAGAUGUUCAGUUUUUCAAAGGGCACAGUUCUAUCUUUUAAUCCUUAAUGUAAAUAAGUUUCCUUUCAAUUGUAUGUUGACAAUAAAGACACAUUUUUUUUAAGAA